Tachysurus vachellii is the source of this 3850-nucleotide messenger RNA. It is a transcript of the gene rgl2, whose product is annotated as ral guanine nucleotide dissociation stimulator-like 2. Bases 213 to 2429 code for a protein of 738 amino acids. Gene Ontology annotation, molecular function: guanyl-nucleotide exchange factor activity. Gene Ontology annotation, biological process: Ras protein signal transduction; positive regulation of GTPase activity. The transcript has 20 exons. Lineage: Eukaryota; Metazoa; Chordata; Actinopteri; Siluriformes; Bagridae. The record is from RefSeq and is a predicted model, not a curated record. Gene Ontology annotation, cellular component: plasma membrane.
UAUGUGCGUGUGUGUGUGUGUGUGUGUGUGUGUGUGUGUGUGUGUGUGUGUUCUGUUCAACACGACGUUCACUUCUCCGCUGCAGUUACAUGAUAACACACUGACAGGCGAUCAGGAGGUGGGAGAUUAUGGAGGCUCAGAGUCAUUGACUUCACCACUACAUACACACAUCAUAUGGACUCAGCACUCACACACUAGCAGCCACUAGCACCAUGCUCCACCGGAGUAUGAGGACAGCCGGGGUGGAUCUUCCAGAGGUGGGGUCAAAAGAUGUCCCUCUUAUCGGCUACCGUCCCCUCCCUCCGGACGCCGGGCAGUUGGCGAAGGACACCGACACCAGAGAACGCGCCUCCUCUCAGGUUGAAGCCUCCCCCAUGAAAACCACUUGGUACUGCCCACUGGACCUGUCGACUGUUUCUGAGAAGGAGGAAGACGACAUCAUCUACACGGUGAUCGUGAAGCCACAGCACAGCGACCCCAAGGCACAGUCGUCAUGUCAGCGCUCGCAGUGUGUGAAAGCCGGGACAGAGGAGAAGCUGGUCCUUCACCUCCUCCACUCCUUCUCCAUGGAGGACACGUCCUUCAUCUCCAUUUUCCUCUCCACCUACCGCUCCUUCACCACCACUGAGAGGGUGCUGGACAUCUUGACAGACAGGUUGGGAAAUCCACCAGGAGACAGCGGCAGUCCUACACGUCAGACCUUUAACAAGGCCGUGUGUACCGUGUUCAGCACGUGGCUGAGCGAAUACCCGGAGGACUUCCACUGUCUGGGUGAACCCUCACGCCUGCUCCGCCUCACACCCCUGAUGCCAGACCAGACAGGGUCAGAGGUCAAAGGUCGUCUGCUAAAGAUUGCGGAGGACCUCAGUGACAAAUCCCUGAUUCCUGAAUCUACUUUAAAUGCUGCCUCAAAUCCUUUUCUCCCAAAUCCAUCUCCUGACCUGUCAAAUUUUGAGGCCACCAACAUCCUGGCUUUUCCCUCGAGCGUCAUCGCCGAGCAGCUGACCAAGAUCGAGACGGAGCUGUUUCUGAAGCUGGUGCCGUAUCACUGUCUGGGCUCGCUGUGGUCUCAGAGAGAUAAGAAAGGCCGCGAGGGUGUGUGCUGGUCGGUCCGAGCCACGGUGCGUCAGUUUAAUCGCCUGGCUAACGCCGUGACAGCGUCGUGCCUGUGGCAGACGGAGCUGAAGACCCAGCAGAGGACUCGCCUUCUGGAGAAGUGGAUCAGCGUAGCCGAGGCUUGCAGAAUCAGGAAGAACUUCUCGUCCUUGUACGCCAUCGUGUCUGCGCUGCAGAGUAACCCCAUUCACAGGCUGAGGAAGACGUGGCAGGAGACGGACCGGGAGGCGAUGAAGCGCUAUGAGGAACUGGCCUCCAUCUUCUCCGAGAAAGACAAUUACUCGCAGAGCCGAGAGCUGCUCAAAGAAGAAGGAACUUCUAAAUCCGCUAACGUCGACACUAAACUCAACAACAGAAGACACACGUCCAAUGCUCAGGGCACCGUCCCGUACCUGGGCAUCUUCCUGACUGACCUCACCAUGCUUGAUGCCGCAGUCAAAGACAGACUAGAUAACGGCUACAUCAACUUCGACAAACGGCGUCGAGAGUUUGAGGUUCUCGCCAAAAUACGCCUCCUCCAGUCAUCAUGCAGAAACAGCACUUUCCAUACAGACGAGUCGUUCAUGCGCUGGUACCACAGCGUCCCCACGCUGAGGGAGGACGAAAGCUACAGACUGUCCAAUCAGAUCGAGCCUCAGGGGGAACCGAGUCCAGGGCGUCUAAUGCAUCCUACUGUGGUCAUUACGGAGUGUCCUGAUGCUCUCUCUGCUAUGACAUGUUCAGGAAUGGAUGAUGGAAUAUUUGAUUUCCCUUCACCUGUCAAUCACCUGCUCUCCAGGCUGGCCAAGCACAUGAAAUCCCCUUCCGUUUCCUGUCUGGAUGUCGAAGCUUCCCCUCCACCCAAUGACCCCACCCCCACUGCCGAGACCUCACCCAAUAACAUCUCAAAAACCCACCGGCGCUCCGUCUCGUGCGGCAACAAUCCGUCCAAUCAUGCACGGGGGGCGGGGCCAGACAUGCGGAUCGUCAAGAUACGGAUGGAUAUACAGGACGGGAAUUUAUAUCGCAGCAUUCUGGUUAGCAGCAACGAUAAAAGUCCCACUGUGAUCAGCGCAGCAUUAGAGAAGCACAACCAGGACCCCCGAGAGGCCUCCAAAUAUGAGCUCAUCCAACUGCUUCCUGACGGAAAAGAGCUGACAAUACCUGCCACAGGAAACGUGUUCUACGCCAUGAGCUCGGCUAGCGUGGACUUCCUGUUGAGGAGACGAGGAGGAAACACGCCGCUGGGAUCGCCGUCGCUGAACAAUGAGACCAGCGCAACUUUUCCACGAAUCAAGGCCAAGGGGCGGAGGCUGGUCCGAACACUCUUUUAACACGUUUUUACUUUUUUCAGCAGAAACGAACAUGCGGAGUAACAUUUCUAAGCUCACUUUAACAUACAGGAGAAACGAUUAAAACGAUUUUUUUUUUUUUCUCCUUUCUUUUAACUUGAUCUCGAUCUACACCAUUGUGUGUGAAUCUGUGUGAAAUUAAACGCGGGUCCAUGAAGCGAGGGGAAAAUGAAACCCAAAACUGUUCGCUUCACACUUAAAACGUAAUGAAGGUCUAAGGGCUGAUGGUGAACUUUAAUUAUUAUAUAUUUAAAACACCUGAACUGUGAAAGAAACGGAUGUGUUUCGAGGCUAAUUCUGGCUAGCGUUAGCUACCUGCAUUUAAGCUAGCAUUUUUAGUAUAAUGAACACUUUGUGCCAGUCUUAUCCUCACAUCUCUGUUGUUUAACAGCUAGAUUAAUUUGUCCUUUAUACAGUCGCACACUUUAAACGUCUGUCCUUAUUCUUCCAUUACAAGUGAAAGAGGAGUUCUGGAGUAAAACCUGUCGGUGAUCACACUUCCACUCCACUUCCACUACAGUGUGUAGAUCUGAUCGUAAACUCCUCAGAGAAUGACUUUAAGAGUAUAAAGUGUGGGUUGAAAUGAAUCGGCUGCUUCGGCUAAAAGCUCCACUGGUUUUUUUUCCAGAAGUUCAACUAAGACUGCUGUGAGACCGAGAGCGAUGCCUGUCCCACGUCGCCGACCGACGUUCUACCUCGAACGGAGCGAUACCCUUAUUAGCUUCAGCUAACCCGUGAGAACGCUGCGAUGAAAUACGACUACGAAACUACAACUGUGACCGCACCGAACCACGUGUAGCACUUAAGGGUACUAACGCACGUUAACAUCCUACAGCGAAUUUACUUCAGGCAGCGAUAAAAAAAAAACUCACUGCCACUUUUAUAACCAAGUAUGCAAACAAGAGGUUCUGCCUAAAGCUCGUACACUGUCCACGUUUAUCAUCUCAUACCCAAGCAGCGAUGAAGCUUUUGAUUGUAUAUUACAUACCGUAUGUCAGAUACCGCGAGCUCACUGAGAAACGCAACACUAAGUAAGUAAAUGGAUGUGUGAUGUUUAUUAUAACGUAAGGCACUGGUUCUAGCUUUAAGUCAGCGCUGUGUCUGAUGUUCUGAUGAACCCUGAGCCGCUCGUGCGCUCGAGCUCCGAACGCUCUUGAAGUCUGGUGUGAACUGAAGCACCGGAGCUCGCGGCUCGGCGAGCGCAGGGUUGAGGAGCUGUUUCUGGGUUUGUUUUUGGUUUUGUGAUGAAGUGCCUUGUUAUAUCAAGUGUUCUCGCUUCUGCCUUGUCGCUCAGGAUAAGCUCAUGUUGUACAUUCACCUCUGUAUAGAUAAAAAAACUGGGUUUAUGCAAAUGUACACCACUUAUUCUUGUACGCAAUAAAUUUUCAUUUUGAUACACGGCG